Ipomoea nil (Japanese morning glory) is the source of this 2818-nucleotide messenger RNA. RefSeq names its product pentatricopeptide repeat-containing protein At4g21065-like. The transcript is spliced from 3 exons. Gene Ontology annotation, molecular function: protein binding; zinc ion binding; RNA binding. The record is from RefSeq and is a predicted model, not a curated record. Bases 419 to 2626 code for a protein of 735 amino acids. Gene Ontology annotation, biological process: RNA modification. Lineage: Eukaryota; Viridiplantae; Streptophyta; Magnoliopsida; Solanales; Convolvulaceae.
GCCUUCUCUGUUCUAAACCUCCGACUCCCCUCCCAGCUCCGGCGCUGUGCAGACCGGUAGGGCGCAGCAGCCUACAAGCCCUUAUCUCCGACAUAGGCCCUCCGUUUUCCGAUCUCCGGCAGCCAGCAAGCCCUCUACUUCAUUUAGGUGUAUGUGAUGUAAGAUGAGGCAAAAAGAGUAUUUUUAUUCAACCAAAAUACAAAAUCAUUCCCAUUUGUGGAGCUUUUUGUUAGAAAAUUUAUUAGAGGCCCAAAAUGGCCGAAACUAUGACAUUCAUGUUCACUGCCAUUCUACAGCUCUACUCCUCGUCCUAAUGUUUCCCUCUAAAAGCUUAAACCCCUCUCCUCUUCCCAUUUCUGCAAUUAAUAUAACACCAAAAGAACUAAAUUUUUAAUCAUCCUCAUAGAGUUUCAUACAAAUGCUAACAAGUUCAAGAAUGAAAAUGCUUAUGAAUGCAACAGCGCCCAAGUUCAAAUUUCAGGAACCCAUUUUCAGACCUCUUCUAAGCCCUAACCGUGUUCAAACUGUAAAACCAUGGAUCACUAUUUCUUCAUAUGGGUAUUUAGCAAUGUUGAAUUGCAAUCGAGUUCGGAGCUUGAAAACCCAGUCAGUGCAGAUGGUUUCUGGAGAGUUUCCUACAAUUCUGGGAACUAUGUUUGCUGGAAAAGCCACCACUGUUCUUAAGAGGAUACAGUCUGAUAGAAGCAAAAGCAGGACUCUGAGCAAAAUCUCUAUGUUCAAAUCCAAAACCCGAAGGCUUCUUCACUCCAUUGAUGCACAACAUGGUUUGUUCUUAGCAUCCCCAUUUACAUCUAUUGCUGCUGAGACUACAACAAAGCACCAUGUGUAUGAGCAGAUAGCCCAUCUCCCACAAACAUCAACCCCACAGUUCCCGCACUUCGUGGAUCCAAGGUUUUACCUCUCUUCACUUGUGAACUGUAAAAGUGUUUCUGAAAUCAAACGGGUUCAUGCCCAAAUAGCAGUCAAUGGUCUUCUUGAUAACCUUCUUGUUGCUAACAAGCUUCUUUAUACGUACACCACACAUAAGGUUAUUUCUGAUGCUUAUGCUUUGUUUGGUGGAUUGAGUGAAAGAGAUCCUGUUUCUUGGAGUGUUAUGGUUGGUGGGUUUGCUAAAGUUGAUGACUUUAUCAGUUGUUUUAGGACUUUUAAGGACUAUCUGAGAUCCGGGGACCAGCCUGAUAGUUAUACUUUGCCUUUUGUCAUAAGGGCUUGUAGGGAUAGAAUGAACCUUCAAAUGGGUAAAUUGAUUCAUAAUGUGGUUUGUAAAUACGGGUUGCAAUCAGAUCCUUUUGUGGCUGCAGCUCUUGCGGAUAUGUAUGCAAGAUGUAAGGUUAUCGGUGAUGCCAAGCAAGUCUUUCACAGAAUGCCCAACAGGGAUGUUGUGACUUGGACAGUCAUGAUUGGAGCGUUUACUGACUGUGGGGAUCCAUACGAGGCUCUGGUUCUCUUUGAUCAGAUGAGAGAGGAAGGGGUUUUUCCUGAUAAAGUUGCCAUGGUAAACGUUGUAAACGCGUGUGCAAAAUUAGGGGCAAUGCAGAAAGCAAGGCUUAUCCAUGAAUAUAUUCUGAGAAACAAUUUCACACUGAAUGUGAUACUGGGAACAGCCAUGAUUGAUAUGUACGCUAAGUGUGGAAACCUUGAUUCUGCAAGGGAGAUAUUUGAUUGUAUGAGAGUAAAGAAUGUUAUAACUUGGAGCGCAAUGAUUGGGGCUUAUGGUUAUAAUGGACAGGGCAAGAAAGCUCUCGACUUGUUCGCUCUAAUGCUGCAGAAUAGGAUACAACCUAACAGGAUCACAUUCGUGUCACUCUUGUAUGCUUGCAGUCACUCCAGGCUGGUCGAAGAUGCACAAAAGCUCUUCCGAUCGAUGGAGGGAGAGUAUGGCGUAACGCCAGAUGUGAAGCAUUAUACUUGUAUGGUCGAUGUCUUAGGCCGAGCGGGAAGAUUUGAAGAAGCACAGAGUUUGAUUCAGAACAUGACGGUUGAAAAGGAUGAAGGUCUCUGGGGAGCAUUGCUGGGAGCCUGCAGGAUUCAUGGCAGAGUAGAACUUGCAGAAAUGGCAGCAGAUUCACUCCUCGAAUUGCAGCCUCAGAAUCCCGGGCACUAUAUACUGCUCGCCAACAUUUACGCCAAAGCUGGAAGAUGGCAAGACGUCGCCAAGAUCCGGGAGCUAAUGACACAUCAGAGCCUGAAGAAAACGCCCGGCUGGACAUGGAUCGAAGUGGACAACAACAUCCAUCGCUUCAGCGUUGCAGAUCACACCCACCCUUCCUCGAAGGAGAUUUAUCAGAAGCUGAGUCAUCUGCGCGGGGAACUCGAGCUUGCUGGAUACGUUCCCGAUACAGAUUUCGUGCUGCACGACGUUGAUGAGGAACUCAAGCUGGAAAGCAUAUACGCUCACAGCGAGAAGCUUGCCAUUGCAUUCGGCCUCAUCGCCACACCAGAGGGAACCUCCAUUAGUGUCAUCAAGAACCUCAGAGUCUGCGGCGACUGUCACACGUUUAUUAAAUUCGUGUCUCUGGUUACGAGCAGGACGAUUGUUGUGCGCGAUGCAAAUCGGUUCCACCAUUUCGGAUCUGGUGCUUGUUCUUGUGGAGAUUAUUGGUGAGUUAUACUGCAUUCAGUACUUUCAUAAUGUGAAUCUCCAUACCCAGUUUUUGCUGGUUCACUGCAGAGUGACAGAAUGUACUUGUGUCAAUUUCCUCAGAUAUUACUAUUCUUGAAACAUGAAAAUGAGAUGGUUCCAAGUUCCAACAGAGAAUGUAUACAAUUAACAAUAAUAAAAUAUAGGAAAAUUUCA